CUUUUUUAAUAGGGAGAAAUAUAGUUAGGAGCAGACAGAUAAAUUAAGAUUUUAAAUAAUUCCAUAAUUCCCACUAUCUUUAAUAGAAAACUGUAUUCUGUUUUUCUUGCAAGGCAGGGAAAUCUAUUUGUAUAUUUUUCAGCGUCAGCUUUGAACGGGUGUUGGUUUGGUUUCUGUCUCAGAUGUUUUCGCAGAUGAUCUAGGAUUGAGGAAUUUUGUCAUCAUCAUCUGUGAAAAGCGGGGAGAGAGAGAGAGAGAGAGAGUUAUUUAUUCAUUCUCUCUCUAUCUAGUUUAAUCCGUUUACUUCGAAGAGAGAGAGACUUGUUGUUUUGUCUGUGCUUGUGUUUUGUCACGGUCAUUGGAUGCACGUGGAAGCCCACAAGAAAAGAGCUGUUAAACUUAUUGAAAGAAUGGCUCUCUCUGGGGCUUGUAACCAUCGAGGGGAGGUGAGGCUCCAUGAAAGUUUGGAUGAGCUUAGCACUGAUUUGGCAGACUAUAUUGCUGAAUUAUCAGAGGCAUCUGUGAAAGAGCGGGGUGUCUUUGCCAUUGCGUUGUCUGGUGGUUCUCUCGUUGGCUUAAUGAGGAAACUCUGUGAUGCUCCUUUCAACAAGACUGUAGACUGGGCCAAAUGGUAUAUAUUUUGGGCUGACGAGCGUGUUGUGGCAAAAAAUCAUGCUGACAGUAAUUAUAAGCUAGCAAAGGAUGGCCUAUUGUCCAAGAUGCCUAUAAUUCCCAGUCACGUGCAUUCUAUCAAUGAUUCAAUGACAGCAGAGGAGGCUGCCAAUGACUACGAGUUUGUCAUCCGACAAUUAGUGAAAACUCGUGUGGUCAGUGUGUCUGAGAUUAGUGAUUGCCCAAAGUUUGACCUUAUACUCCUUGGAAUGGGCCCUGAUGGCCAUGUUGCCUCACUAUUUCCUAACCACUCGGUGCUCAAUGAGAGAGAUGAGUGGGUAACUUUUAUUACUGAUUCCUCCAAACCCCCACCAGAGAGGAUCACAUUCACUUUGCCUGUCAUCAACUCAGCCUCCAACGUUGCUGUGGUCGUGACAGGUGACAGCAAAGCAGAGGCUGUACACUUGGCAAUUGACGACGUGGGACCUGACUCCCUGUCACUGCCAGCAAGGAUGGUGCAGCCAAUGAAAGGGAAGUUGGUGUGGUUUUUGGACAAGCCAGCUGCCUCAAAACUUGACCGUUCUCAAUUUUCUGAGUAGAUUGGGAUGUGUAUUGCUUGUAUGUAGCGAUGGGAUUUUACCCCUGUGGAUUAUGUUCUUUCCCAUUAGUUCUUUUUGCUUUUCGCAUUCGGUUAAAUUCUCCAUUUGGCCUUUCUUGCUCUCUUCCUUCAAAAGUGUUGGACAAAUGUGAUUAUCCUUGUUGUGAGAUGAGGUUAAUAAUGUAGGGGCCGUGAUGCAAAAGCUGUUUUGUUCAGGUUCCUUAUAUAGGAACUUGCAUAGUAAGUUCGUGAAAUUCAACAGGAUCUUUGUCUC
Molecule: messenger RNA, 1484 nt
Organism: Carya illinoinensis
Lineage: Eukaryota; Viridiplantae; Streptophyta; Magnoliopsida; Fagales; Juglandaceae
Product: probable 6-phosphogluconolactonase 1
Exons: 5
Coding region: 363-1211 (282 amino acids)
Biological process (GO): carbohydrate metabolic process; pentose-phosphate shunt
Molecular function (GO): 6-phosphogluconolactonase activity
Source: RefSeq, a predicted model, not a curated record